CGCAAGGUAGUAAUUACCAUUUUAAUGGUUGACUAAUUAAUUUGCAUAAUUUAUCACGAAACGAUGAUUAAACGAAAUUAAAUGUUCGAAAAAUUGUAGUGCAGAAUUAAAUUCUAGGAAACUUUGAAGAAGCAAUUAAGGAAAUUAGAUACGUUCUCUAUCACUUUUUUUUACUAUUUCAAAGGAUAUUUAAAUGAGGCAUUUUGUACGUAUUGCACUCAAAAUUUGUCAUUUAGGAGACCAUCUGUGCUCCCACGAAUUUUCUAUUCUAUUUACUCACAUUUCGAGAUCAACCAUGGAUAAUAAUAAACUACUAAAAUUAUAUAACGUAAAAUUUAGAUCGGAGGUACGUUGAGAAGAUACACUUGGUUCGAAAACACUCGUUUCGUUGUUACCACUCGUGUGUGCAUGUUCGUCGAAUGUACAUCUUGUGAAAUGUGUCGUUUUCGAUAUAUUACCCGCGAUUUCUUGCCAGAUUCUCAUUACUUCGAAUGGGAAAUAACUAAGCGGAGUUUCAUAGUUUCCAAAGAAUCCAACAGGUUGACAUUAAGAGAAUCGGUGUCUAUGUAGCUAAACGGUUGCCAGACAGCAACACCCUUUUUGCGUCGUUUCCAGCUGGAAAAUGAAAUGACGUCCGGAAUGCUGCUUGCAUCGUGCGAAAAUAUCUUUUAACCGCGUCUCUUUCUGCUCAGAUUACAUAAAGCAUUCAAGUUCCAGGAGAACCUUUUGCGCACGAUGAUACAAAUAGAGAACACGUUCUUUCAACUGGGCGAGAGCAGUUCGCGAAAUUGCCUUAUAAUCUGUGAUCGUGGCGCUAUGGAUGCCUCUGCAUUUAUUUCAAAGGACAAAUGGGAACUUAUGAUGGCAUCGAACGGUUGGAACAACGUGGAGUUACGGGACAACAGAUACAAUCAGAUCAUCCACAUGGUAUCGGCCGCGAACGGUGCCGAGGACUUCUAUUCGACCGAAGAGCACGUAUGUAGAUCGGAAGGCGUCGAGUUGGCCAGGGAACUCGAUUACAAAGCGGCCGCUGCCUGGGUUGGUCAUCCGUAUUUCGACGUGAUCGACAACUCGCAGGACUUCGAGUCGAAGAUUUGCCGUAUGAUCGAGUGCGUGUGCCAGAAACUGGGCAUCGACACCGGGGACAGAUUGCGAGCCAGCAGUCGAAAGGUCAAGUUCCUCGUCAAAGGUCCUCUACCUCCGGACAGCGAGUUUCCACCGUUUCAAGACUUCGAUGUCGUCCAUAACUACCUCCAAAGUAACAAUCCGAAGAUGCAAGCCCGUCUACGCAAACGCGGACAAAAAGGACAUUGGUCUUACAUCCACACGAUUAGGCGUCCGAAGAUGUGCGGGCAAGUGAUCGAAGUUAAGACCCAGUUAACCCAUCGGGAUUACUUGAACAUGCUUGCUCAACGCGACGAUUCGCAUUUCACCAUCUUCAAACGUCGGCGUUGUUUCCUCAUCAAUAAUCAGUAUUUUCAAUUAGACAUAUACAGAGAACCAGCUCACCCGAGGUGCCGUGGAUUGAUGUUGCUUGAAACGUAUACAGCAUUAACUGGAGACGAGCUGAAGAAUAUACUACCACAGUUCCUGACAAUCGAGAAAGAGGUAACCGGUAAUCCGGACUACAGCAUGUUCAAUCUGAGUCUACGAGAAGAAUGGAACAAUACUAAUAAAUACUGCCAUAAUUUACACGAUUACGCUCUUGCAGGCUUGACGGAAUCUGGAUCGAAGGAUAAUAAAAAUAUUAAUACUUCAGAAGCGAGAGAUACGUUGGCUAAAAAACAUGUAAACGGUGCAAGUAACGGGGUUGGGUCUAGAGUUAAUGGUGUAAACGUUACUAUAAAUGGUGUAGAUAAAGUUGUGAAUGGCAUACAAAAUGGUGUCCACGGUGUUGCGAAUGGUAACGCGAAAUUCGUCGAGAGGAAUAGCAUAAAAAGCAAUAGUAAAGAACGCGAUAAUCCUACAAAAACGUUGAACAAUAGUUCGUAAGAGAAUAAAUGGAAGAAGAAGAAUGUAAUAAGAAACACAGAGAAUAGAUUUUUGGAACGAUGUAAAAACACGAUGGUACUGAAAUUGUUGAAACAAUUCCAAACUACGAGACGAAAUAAUUCUAUUGGCACUGACAACUCGAUCUAAGAGUAAAAAAAAAAAAAAAAAAGAAAAAAGAAAAACAACUUUUUUUAGGCAAUACGAAGGACGACAAAGUUCUAAACUUCAUAUUUUCUAAUUGAUCCUUGUAUAUGCACAUCUGGAAGUAUUUGAUGCGAAAUGUACUUAAUAUAAUUCGACUGUAACUUAUUUUUUACCGAUCCGUUUAACGAGUAAUAACGAUUAAUAAUACCGGGUAUUUUUACAUCUAAAUCGCUUCACUUUUCACUUUUCAUCUCUCUUUUACUUCGUUAUGUAUCUUAACGGUAGAGUAUUGUCGUCGUAACAUUUUAUUUAAGGGAACCUACUAUAAAUGAUUGUGAUACAAAAUACAUGUAGCGCAUAGCAUACAAAGUACUUAUUCAAGAACAUACGAUCAGUGUGAAGUAUACUUUACCUUUAGAAAAUGUUUAACAUUGUCUCUCGGUAGAAAAUUAAAUAUUCUGCACUAAUGUGAAACAGAGAAUUUCAAUUCAUCAAUUUAACAGUAGAAGACGAGCUGCUUUCGUCCCUGUAUUGUAGGUUUAAUUACAGUUUCUGCAGGUGUAUUAUUUAUUAGUGGUAUCACGUAAAAUGUUGAGAUAAAUCUAAUGUUUUGUCUUUUAAGAAUAAUGGUCGGGUAAUUAAAAUGAAAAAAGAAAAAAAAAGGUAUGGUUCAACGAUUGUACUGUUCUACAGUAUUGUCAGAAUUACGUAUUACAUAGUAAUGACAAAUUAAUUGUCGUACAUUAUAGUACUUAACAGGUGUUUCCAUAAAAAUUUCAAUCCAGAUAAAAGACAGUACUUUGAUUAACUGGAAAUACCGUUGGUAUGAAUAAAGAGAUCGAUUAAUGAAUUGCAAUUUUAAACAGAAAUUGAUUUGGGAGUAAAUUAAUUAUUGAGUGAUUAUUAUUAUUUAAUUUAUGAAUAAAAAUUAUUUCAUCAUUGAUCAUAACUUAAUGAACGUAAACUGUGAUGAUUAUAUACAUGUUUAUUUUACAUAAAAACAUUUAUCACAAAUAUUAUCAUUGUUUAGAGACAAAGUGCCUGUGAGAUGUUCAGUCGCGGAAGUGAAAAAGAAUGAUAUAUAAAUAUAUAUUUUCAAUGAAAGAUGCAAUAAUCAACUAUUGAUGCACUUUAAACCACGUAUAAUUGAUCUGAACUCAUAUUGUACCCAUGAUUAUCUAAUAAAAAUGUCAUGUGCCUAUCA
This is a messenger RNA of Osmia bicornis bicornis, 3340 nucleotides long. It is a transcript of the gene Ttd14, whose product is annotated as TRPL translocation defect protein 14. Gene Ontology annotation, molecular function: phosphatidic acid binding; GTP binding; phosphatidylinositol binding. The transcript is spliced from 6 exons. Bases 736 to 1992 code for a protein of 418 amino acids. Gene Ontology annotation, biological process: photoreceptor cell maintenance. Lineage: Eukaryota; Metazoa; Arthropoda; Insecta; Hymenoptera; Megachilidae. The record is from RefSeq and is a predicted model, not a curated record.